AUGCUAAGAGCUUUCUAUAAAACAUUUAGGACGUAUAGAAGCUUGCACAGAAUCGUACAGCCAAAAAUAGCCAUCAAACAUUUAUCUAGGGCUGUAAAGGUGAGCUUAUCAACAGAAAUAUACAGUUUAGUUAAAGAUAAUAAGGAAGAAAUAGAGGAGAUACUUCUGCAAGCGCAAUUACAAGGAAAAGAAGCUUACAUAGAGCUUGUAAACGUUCUUAAAACCUUUAUUUUGGAAAACUGUAAGGAAUAUCAAAAAUGCGUAAAACAACAGAUUGAAAUAACUGAACAGGCAAACAUUUUGGGGCCUUUAAGCCAAAAGUGGGGCGAAUUGCCCGAAUAUAGAACGCUAGCCAAAGAUUUAAGCUACGAGCUGUCAAUUUAUGUUACCUUGUUUAGGUCUAUCGGGAAUAUUAUUAAGGACAACAAAGAGUUGAGGGAAGUUGUUUUUAAGGUUUACAAGGAUUUUGAGAGGAUUUUGGACAAGGAGUUGGAUAUUAACAAGAAGUUAGAUGGAGAGUUGUUGAACUUAAAUUGUGAUAGCAUUUUAAAAGAUUCUUUGGGUUUCUGUGACCAUGAGUUCCCAGAAAGGGAAUACAGGGAGGACUAG
Messenger RNA from Brassicogethes aeneus, 609 nucleotides. NCBI's taxonomy places the organism in Eukaryota, Metazoa, Arthropoda, Insecta, Coleoptera, Nitidulidae. The record is from the annotation of a GenBank genome assembly.